AUGGAGAUCUCUAUGCGUUCCGUACGUCUUUUGAACCGGCUUUUUCGCAAACCGUUGUCAUUUUCUAGAGCUAUUUCUAACACCGCUGUGAAAGAAGAAAUAAAUGCUGAAUUAUUGAAUUCCUUCAAUCAGGAUAUAAAAAACGGGGGUGUAGUUCCAGUUUUCAGACGAGCUCUGCUGUUUCCAACCAGAGUAGCAUUACAAGACGACUUCGCAACUUAUACAUAUGCUGAUUUAUAUGAUGCAGCAACAGCACUCAGCAAAGAUAUUGCAGCACUAUUAUUGGGUGAAACUGAACGUACUAUAUGUUAUAUGUGCAACAAUGAUGCUACGCACGUUAUUGUACAGUGGGCAAUAUGGAUGACGGGGAAUAUUGCCGUACCUCUAACUCCGCUUCACCCCGAGGAGAUGUUGAAGUACUUCAUAACGGACAGUGAUUCUAAACUGAUCAUAUGUUCGAAUGAUUUUGAGAAAAUUUUGAACCCGAUAGCCAAGGAAUUGUCGAAACCUCUCUUAAUAUCAAACCGAUCGGAAAACUCUUUAGAGAAAAAGACUGUGUUGCAGGAUAUAGAUCUAACGAACAAAUGGUAUGGUGAUAAUGAAGCCAUGCUUAUAUAUACAAGUGGUACAACGAGCAAGCCCAAAGGUGUAGUAUGGACUCACAGAAUGCUGUCUAUCCAGAUAGCAGCACUUCAUGCUGCAUGGAAGUACUCUGCCCAUGAUGUAGUGCUGCAUACACUGCCGCUGCAUCACAUACACGGACAACUGAACUCAUUGAAUGCCACUAUGGCGGCCGGAGCAAGGAUCCGUAUGCUGCCUAAAUUCACUUCUCACACCGUCUGGGCUAAACUAUUGGAUUCCGACAAGGCCAAGGUGUCAGUAUUCCACGGAGUGCCAUCUAUGUACAGUAAAUUAGCCGCUGACUAUGACAAAAUGUUCAGUGACAGUAAGACAGCGGCGUAUGUCAAGACUACACUGUCUUCGAGGAUGAGAUUGAUGUGUGCUGGCUCUGCACCUUUGCCGGAGAGUUUGUUUAAGAAGUGGGAAGAGAUAUCCGGACUAAAGCUAUUGGAACGCUAUGGCAUGUCAGAAGUCGGUAUGGCCUUAAGUAAUCCUUACAGGCCUCUUGAAGGAAGGUUGGUUGGUCGUGUGGGGCUCCCAUUGCCAGGAGUGUCUGCCAGGAUCGCUGAGUUCAAAGAUAAUGUGAUGGAAACACUUGUUGAUGUUAACGGAGAAAUGCCAGAUUUACAGAUAUCUCUUGACAAGCUCGGUCUAGCAAGGAGUUCAUCCAACAAGGAAUUUGAUAGUGACUGGAAGACUAAUGAAACAAAACUGACAGACAAUGAUGUAUGUGAAGGGGAGUUAUUAUUGAAGGGUCCGGCUGUGUUCACUAGGUAUUGGAAUCGCGCUCCAAGCGCCUUAUCAUCAGAUUUCACCUCAGACGGCUGGUUUCGUACUGGUGAUAUGGCUUCCUACUCCCAGGGCACCUUUAAAAUCAUGGGUCGGACAUCUGUAGACAUUAUAAAGACCGGAGGAUACAAAGUCAGCGCCCUACAAGUGGAAUCCGCGCUUCUAGAACAUCCAAACAUAUCAGAUGUAGCAGUAUUGGGUAUAGCCGACCAACAUUAUGGAGAAAUUGUUUCAGCAGUAGUCGCUCUUAAAGAAGGAAAGAGUUUGACUCUAAGAGAGUUGAAAGAUGAAGCUGGCAAGAGAUUAGCUCCGUAUCAACUGCCAAAAACUAUGUUUAUAGUGGAUCAAAUGCCGAGGAAUGCUAUGGGAAAACUUGACAAGAAAGUUAUUCGACAGAAGUUUGGUGAAAAGUUGAUAUUUAAGCAGUAA
Molecule: messenger RNA, 1839 nt
Organism: Danaus chrysippus (African queen)
Lineage: Eukaryota; Metazoa; Arthropoda; Insecta; Lepidoptera; Nymphalidae
Source: the annotation of a GenBank genome assembly